AUUUGAAUAAACCCCAGGCUGGCCGGUGAUAGGCCGAGCCCGGAGCUCCUUGGCAGGUGAUUGGCUGGGCCAGGAGCUCCUUGGCAGCUCGCGCUUUCUCAUCCCUUUGAGUUCCACCGCGGCGCGCCUCCGUAGUGGUACAGUCCUCUCCUCGGUCCGCCGGUCUGCACAGUGUGUGUGUGUGCGUGUGUGUGGACUGCUAAACGCCGGUCCUUUCUUUCUUUGAAGAAGGAAAUCACGGCGGUUGUGGACCCCCGAAGUUUCCCGCUGACCCGGUUCGGUUCGUGUGUUUCCGGCCCGUUUCGUCGCCCUGUGAGGCCGCUUCGUUUCCGAGGGACACCGGGCGAACUGGGCGAGGCUGGACCGGCUCUGAGAGCUCCCCGCACGGCAUCGACUGACCCUGCUAGCGUCCAGAGAGCACCCAGAGCUCAGCCCCUUCCCCCAGCCCUGCAGAGACCAUGAAGCCUGACGGGGUUGCCACGGCAGCGCUGGAACCAAUGGAAGUGCUGGAGUCCAACGAGGUUAACGAGGCGGGGCCGCCCGCCUCGGGGGAGGAGCCUAGCCAGGCGGCUAGCCCAUUGGAGGAGCAGACAGGACCCCCGCCGAUAGAGCUGGUUGAGGGGGAGGCCCCACCGAAGGUCCCCACCACCAAGACCCCCGCCGACCCCAAAGCCAAGACCGCCGGCAAGGCCGGGGCCAAGACCAAGCCCGGGACCGCCGCCCCGGCCAAGACCACCACCGGCUCGCGGCCCGGCACCGCCCAGAGCCGGCUCAGCAACGGAACGUCCAAGACCAACGGGGUGGCCAAGAGUGAGGGCGUGGCCAAGACCAACGGAGUGGCCAAGAGUGAGGGCGUGGCCAAGACCAACGGGGUGGCCAAGAAGACCACCCCCUCCGCGGCCGACAAGAAGACCGCCGCGCCCGCCAAGAAACCAGCGGGCUCCACCGGCGCCCCGGCCACCAAGACGGCCCCCAAGCCCCUGGAGAAGAAGCCGCCAGCGACCACUCGCCCCUCCAGCGCCCUGGGCACCAAGAAGACCCCAACCGCUGCGCCAGCCCCCAAACCGGCUGCUGCGCCCGCUGCUAAGAAGCCAGCAGCUCCAACCAAGUCCAGCUCAGCUGCCUCGCCCAAGCCAGAUAAAGCUCCUGUUGCCAAGACAACCAGACCGACUAGCGCGAGCCGCCCCUCCUCGGCCUCCACGCGGGCCCCAGGGACUGGCCCUGCCAAGACUGCCACCCCCCCGCCCAAACCGGCCCCAACCAGGACCUCCACCACGCCCAAACCAGCGGGCCCCAAGACCACCACCACGCCCUCUGCUGGCAAGACCCCGGCGCCACAGGCAGCCAAGACGGCCACGCCCAUCAAGAAGGAUGUUUCCAAGCCCUCCACCCCGGCGGCCAAGAAGCCCGCCGCUGCCCCCCUCACACGCCCCUCCCCCGCCGCUAAAGCCACCAAAUCAGAGCCCCCCAAAUCCUCCCCCAAACCGGACGCCGCCGCCAAGAAGCCCGCCGCGAGCAAGGCUGCGGACAGCAAGACGGCCCCCCGGCCCAAAACGGCGGAGGCCCGGGCCGCACCCUCCAAGACCCCCGGCCCCAAAGCGGCCAAGGCCAGCCCCAAGAAGACGGUGGGCAGUAGCACGCCCACCCCCGUGAAGCGCGGGCCCAAGGGCGUUGCCCCCGAGACCGCAGGGGAGAUGGAAGCGGCUGGGGUCACCGUCGCUGUCGCGGCUGCGGUCGCUACAGCUGCCGCCGUCAUGGGCGGAACGGAGGAACCCGCGCCCUUGGCAGAACCAGAGGUUCCUGUCGUAGAGGAGACUGCCGCGAUGACAGAAGGCCUUUCAGCGGAACCCACCUUGGAGAUCAUCGCAGAACCGACCUUAGAGGCCACCGAACCUGCCAGAGAUCCCACACCAGAACCUGCAAGAGAACCAACACCAGAACCUGCAAGAGAACCAACACCACAGCUGAGGGAAUCAACUCCAGAGCCCAUGAGGGAACCAACUCCAGAACCAGAAAGAGAACCAACUCCAGAGCCCAUGAGGGAACCAACUCCAGAACCAGAAAGAGAACCAACUCCAGAGUCCAUAAGGGAACCAACUCCAGAACCAGAAAGAGAACCAACUCCAGAACCCAUGAGGGAACCAACUCCAGAACUCUUGAGGGAACCAACUCCAGAACCCAUGAGGGAACCAACUCCAGAACUCUUGAGGGAACCAACUCCAGAACCCAUGAGAGAACCAACUCCAGAACCAGAAAGAGAACCAACUCCAGAACCCAUGAGAGAACCAACUCCAGAGCCCAUGAGGGAACCAACUCCAGAACCCAUGAGGGAACCAACUCCAGAACCCUUGAGGGAACCAACUCCAGAACCCUUGAGGGAACCAACUCCAGAACCAGAAAGAGAACCAACUCCAGAACUCUUGAGGGAACCAACUCCAGAACUCUUGAGGGAACCAACUCCAGAACCCAUGAGGGAACCAACUCCAGAACCAGAAAGAGAACCAACACCUGAACUGAGAGAAACAACUCCAGAACUCUUGAGGGAACCAACACCAGAACCCAUGAGGGAACCAAGUCCAGAACUAGAAAGAGAUCCAUCCCCAGAACCCUUGAGGGAAACAACAACAGAUCACUUCAGAGAAGCGACCCCCGAGCCCACUACGGAGUCAGCCUAUGAAUCCAACGAGGAUCCAGAAGGGGCCUCAAUGCCCUCGCUCUCGUGCCAGAUGGACAUGCAGUACUUUGGCACGUCGCCCGGCGUGUCGGCCCCGUCUCUGGGCACCACGGUCAUGUCUCCGCCCUGCUCCCCCCCCGGCCUGUCCCCCGUCCACCAGGCCCAGAGCCCCCCACCUGAGCUGGACCUGAACGCCCACUCAGACCCCUGGGGGAACCGCCCCGCCCAGGCUGCUGAGGACCUCCGCAUGGACCAGGUGCUCUCCGACUCGGAGGAGGACGAGAAGUUCAGAGAGAAGGAGGAGGAAGAGGAGGACGAGAAGGACUUCAUCUUCAGGCCCGGAGGCCUGGGGGAGUCUCCUCCAGGCGACCGCCACAUGGUGCUGCAGCCCCCCAUGACGGGAGCCGCUCACACGGACCACUUCGGCUCCCUGAUCUCCCCCCGGGAGAAGGAGGUGGAGGUGGAGAAGGCGGAGGAGGAGAUCAACGAGGACAAAGACGCCGGCGAGGACGAGGAAGACGAGGAGCAGCGGCGCCUGGGCCACCAGCCUGCCGACGACUUCCAGGUCGGGGCCUUCGGCUGCGGCGGGGGGUCGGCCGGUUGGCACGGCGACGACCUCCUGUCGGGCAUGGAGUCGGAGGACGUGAGCAGCAGCUGCGCCAGCAGCCGCCAGCAGGGGGUGUCGGACCUCAGCAGCACCCAGCACAUGGCGCUGCUGGACGGCACCCAGAGCUCGGACGCCCUGGUGGACAGCAGCCUGCGCGGCUCGGAGGGCGACGGCGGCUUCAUGGGCUCGCCCAACGUGGAGACACUGGCCGGGGAGGAGGACGAGGACGAGGACGAGGAGCGCAUGGACGACAUGGACGUCAGCUCGGAGCGCGCCGAGGGCCAGCGGCACCAGAAGGACUUCAGGCAGCAGGAGCAGGAGGAGGAGGAGCAGGAGGAGGACGAGGACGUGGAGAUGCACAGCGAGGGCGUGACGGAGAGCGGCCUGGAGAGCUGCGAGAACGCCGACGAGGACGACUUCAACGAGGGCGAGCGCCUGGACAACCUGAACCGCGGCGGCGCCCAGCCCGCCCUGUCCCCCGCCUCCGCCUGGGGCCAGAACAACCCCUUCGCCGACCCCUGGGCGCAGCCCGCCGUCCCGGCCGCCGCCGCCCACAGCCCUGGGUCCGACCGCGGCGCCGCCGAGGACCAGACCCCGACCCGGGGGUCCCCCGCCCGCUCCCCGGCCCAGGCCUGGCUGGGCGCCGGCGGCCCAUCGCUGGCGCCUCAGUCUGAGCUCCACGGCGCGCAGGAGGAGGAGGAGGAGGAGCAGGCCCAGGAGGAGGCCCUCCUGGCUGCCCCGCCCAUGUCCCAGUCCUCCACCCUGAGCGGCGCGGCGCUGGCGGCCCACAGCGGCAGCGAGACCAGCACCCCGGAGGAGCUGCACGACUACGACAGCAGCUCGGGGGUGGAGUCGCGCUCGGACAAGCAGCAGACGCCCGUCCCGUCGGCGCGGCACGCCGACCUGGACCAGGACCUGGGCAUCCAUCUGGAGAAGGGCGACGGCGAGGAGGAGGAGGCCGAGACGCUGCCCGCCGACGAGGUCAUGGGGGCGGGGCCCCCCACCGCGCCAGCCUCCGGCCCCUCGUCGGUCUCCGCCUCCGGAGACGAGGCCAGCGACGCAGAGGGCGAGAUGCACAUGAAGGACGCGCCCGCGGGCGGCGACCCCGCGGCCCUGGAGGAGGAGGACGGGGGCGGGGCCACGCCUCAGUCGGCCAACUCGGUGGCGUCGUACGCCUUCGACUGCACCAACUCCAACUCCAACGCCCACUCCACGGCCGAGAGCUGCGGGAAGAGCCCCGGAAUCUUCUCCCUGGAGAACGAGGACCAGCUGCCGGAGGAGUGCAGCCCCGCCCUCAUCACGGAGAUGACCCUCACGCCCGGCGCCGCCCAGGGCCCGGACCCCCCGCUGGGCCAGGACCUCCCGCUGGGCCGGCCCGUGGACCUGCUGCCCCUGGGCCACCCCGCCGAGGGCCUGGAGCAGAUCAACUUCGGCCUGGGGGGGAAGGGGGUGGAGCCCAGAGAGCACCACCUGCUGGGGGAGGAGGAAGACGAGGAAGAUGAGGAGGAGGAGGAGGAGGAGGAGGAGGAAGAGGGGGAGAAGGAGGACCCCUACUACUCCACCACCAUCUGUGAUAAGACUGAUAGCUUUCUGGCAGGUAACGUAUAAGCCCCGCCCCCCUCCGCCCCAACUCACCUGGAAUGCACCUUUUCCCCUCCACCCCCCCCCACCACUGCCACGCCCCGUGGCUCAUUCCCCCCCCACCCACCAACCCUCCCCCCGGUGAGACCAGAGGAAGAUUGUAGAAAACGGUUUUGAAACUAAAGGAAGGAGAUAAUGGAGGGAAUAAAAUAUCAAACAAACUUUAGGUUUUCCAGACGCCGCCUCCCGCUGCGACGCUCGUCUGCUCGGAGGGUGUCCGCGUACAUUAGCUACUUUAUAGUAGAAGGUUCCUAUUAAUUAGCAUUGCUUUCCCUUUAGCACCCCCCCUCCCCCCCUGACCCCUGACCCCGGGGCACUGACUGAUAGUCCGGAGUGACUGAGCUUUGAAAAAGAAAAGCAUAAAAAAAGGACCCUGAAUGGACUCUACCUGCCUGUGUAUUUAUCCUACUGUUUUUACCGAACUACUUGUCGAAUGUUCUCUUGUUUUCUUUUAUAUUUGCUUCUUUGUUUGUUGUUCUUUUGGUUCUGUUCCCCCCCCCCCCCCCCCCCGCCCCCGCCCUAUUUCCACUGACUGUGUUCUCUGUAGUUCAGCGCUCUGAGCGGUUCUGUUCUCCUGUUCUUUGAGAUGUUAGCUCUAAAUAAAGCUCCAUAUUAACCACCUCGUUAGUGAAGGCGCUAGCGUAACCGUUUUCUAGGCUGGGGCGUUCCCCACGACGCUGUAGGUUGUCAAGGCUUGUCAUGUAUGCGGUCACAUGUACAGUACGUGAUUGGUUGCGGUUUUUCCCCCCCCCCCCUCCCCCAUCACUCAAGCGAUGGUUCCCCUGCGUGCUUUCUGAGAUGUGACUGUGAUAGUGAGCAGUGGGUUUUAAUAUUUCAACAGUAUCUUUGCAUGUUUAACUAACAAUGAAAAAAAAAAAGUUGUGUACUACCUAGCGGGGCCCCGCCCCCACACUAGCCACGGGCCUCAGCCAUUGGUUCUCACUAACUAGGGUUUUUAUUUUUUCCUCUUCAAAAUUCCAUUAAAACAUCAUUACAAGGC
This is a messenger RNA of Gadus morhua (Atlantic cod), 5922 nucleotides long. RefSeq names its product proline rich 36b (gene prr36b). The transcript is spliced from 5 exons. NCBI's taxonomy places the organism in Eukaryota, Metazoa, Chordata, Actinopteri, Gadiformes, Gadidae. The coding region runs from base 459 to 4889 and encodes 1476 amino acids. The record is from RefSeq and is a predicted model, not a curated record.